Molecule: messenger RNA, 4528 nt
Organism: Chara braunii
Lineage: Eukaryota; Viridiplantae; Streptophyta; Charophyceae; Charales; Characeae
Source: the annotation of a GenBank genome assembly
CGGUCUCUUACGUGUGAAUUAAUGCCGAUGUUAUGAUGGCAGGUGAUGCCGGUAUGUCAGGUGCUGCGCUGAGCGCAUGACGAGACCCGAAGGAAUCAUAGAAGUGGCGGUUAGACAUUGGUAGCUUGGGAGAGUGGGAUGUUGGAAGAAGAAAAUAUCUUCUGGUUGUGCGGGUGAAGGGAGCAUCCGGAAGAGAGAGAAGAGAGAGGAGGGGGAGAAGAAGAUAGGAGAGAGAAUCUCCCUGAUAUCGGAUGUCUCUCGCAAGCGACUGUGGCAGUGUGAGGGGAGAUCCGAACAGUCGAAACGGGAGCUGGAGUAAAGGGGCAGGCAGCGGUAGAAGCUGCGGAGGGAGAGGGAGUGAACAGCAGAAGCGCGCGGCGUCACUCUCUCUCCCUCUGCCUACGUCUCGUGAGAAACCACGUCAGGAAAGGGAGAAGACGCCAAAGGGAAAGGAUAAGAAAGGACGACGGCGAGCUGAAUGUGACAUUGCAGAGAGCGCGCCGCGGCGCGAGCAAACAAGGAGAGCGCAGAGCUUCGACUGUGUGAGAACUUGUGCGGACUCGAUGCCUAGCUUGUCGCCAGACUCUGGGCGGUCGACCAAGAUCUCGCCAGUGGCUAUGGUUGCCAUCGAAGUCGACUGCAAUGGAAUUGUUCGCUCGCCCACGCCCUAUGUCGCGCUUAGUAGAAGGCUUGAGAGAGAAGGAUGCCGAGGAUUCGGCGAUGUCUUCCAUAGCAAUUACGGAGAGAAAGAGGAGCUGUCCGUGCUAGCUUCUCUCAAUCCGCAUCCCAGUCCGUACAACCUCAAGAACAAGCGUUCCUCCUUCACUCAUCUCGCCGUCCCUCUUCUCCCUUCGGUGUCGGGGAAGGGACCAGUGAGCUUGGACGCAACGGUGGACUGUGCGCGUCUCUGCGGUGUCGCGAUCGCCAUUUGCGUCUCCGCAUCCAAGUGCAAAUUGUGCAAGAAAGAGUGCGCGGAUCUCGUUGGCACCAUCGAAGACCUCUACUGGGAGAUCGAUCAAAUCACCUCCACGCUCUCGGAAAGUGUAAUGUACCAUGAAGCCGUAGAACAGUCCAUGAUGGAGUCGCUCAUCAGCACGAUGGGCGAGGCUCUGUCAGUUGUGCGGCGCUGUGAGAGGCAAGGCCAGGGGUGCCGGUGUCUCGGCAGUUGUUUCUCCACCUGGUGCAUGAUUCAUCGACCUGGGGUGAAGGCUCAGUUGAUGGACUUGCGACAGGAUCUGGUAGGCAUCAGAGCGAAGAUAAUCGUUUCGAUUGAUCUCUGCUCCUUCCUGAAAAGAUGGGCCGAGGAGUGCGACGAUGGCAACGGACGCUCAAGCGAGUCUAACGGCAGUGGAGCGUCAAAGGCGCCGCUCAAGGGGCGCCGGCGAUCACUGGCCAGAGUCUUACAAGAUGAAGACGACUCAACGGAUUAGCGGUACUAUUGUUUCUUGGUCGAAGAUGCAAACGGAAAGAACGAGCAGACGGCGGCGGCGGCGGCGGCGGAGGAGGAGGAGGAGGAGGAGGAGAGCUUGACGAACGAGAUGCUCGCAUAGAUCGGCCUGGCGGCAUGCAGCAAAUGCUAGGCAUGACAAAGAGAGAGGUCUGGCAUUCUCUGCCGAUUUUCAUCGUUGUCCUUGGUGAAGAUGGACAAUGUGUAUAGUAUUAUUAUGCGUGAUUCUCCGUGCGAAGAUGGAUAACCUGACGUGUUCGGGGCGCUGGAGUAAUUCAAGUGGGGUCUAUUUGCUGGCUUUUCCACUCAAGAGGGGCGCAGGAAGAAUUCAAGGGGCUUCUAUUUGCUGGCUUGUGAGAGGUAGGUACCAAGGGAGUAGAUGAGGAUGGAUUUUUUUCUCCCGAGCAUAACGCACCCUCAUAACGAAGGUAUACAACCUAUCUUUUCGGUUCGGUACAGCCUUAAGAAUGAGUGUGCGUUGUAUUCGGGGGGAAGACGGUAGCUUUCCAAGACUUGUUUGCUAUUCCUGAUAUGCGUGUGCGGGAGGCAGUUCUGGACACUACACUACUUACUGUUUUAGUACGUCAACGAUUAUUUACGAACUGAGUCGUUGGUGGAUGCACUUUCUAUUCGGAGUACGGCGGUAGCGGUCGUAGCGGUGGAGGCGAAACGACGAUGCGGAGGUGGGAGCGGCAGCAAGUUUCGUGUGCGGCGUUGUCUGUGUUGUGGCUCUCCUCUCUCUCCUCUCUCUCCUUUCCUGUCUUUCUUUUCUCCCAAGCCUAGGGAUUGCUCCCUAUCCUCUCCUACCCGCACGUGGGGUAAUUGUUAUCAACGGCCGGUUGGCGUUAGUCGUCCGACGGUCCGCAUGAGGUUGUCCACCAUUUUCCGCAAUGCCAUGAUGUUGCACACCUCAGAGAAGGCGACAGAGGCCUGGAGCUGGGAGUGGGAGGAGACGCUAGGAUGGUCCUUUCUGCCCCGCUGGAAAAGAAAAAGAAUGCGGCUGUUACUCGGUACUUCCGGGAGAAUGAAGAGUGAGCCGCAUGAGGAAACAGUGUGAGAAAGUAGGCAGGAACUGGAACAGAGACGGGAACAGGACUAGAUGCAGGAAUAAGGGGAAUAGCAAUGGCUCAGCAAAGAAUAGCAGGAGGGCGACCAAGUAUUUGCAGGAUUGCGGAGGGAACACGUGGAUAGCUCUAGCGACGUGAACCAUGCGUGUGUGGCUCUCGUGGCGGCCGUCGUAGUAGGGAGAGGACGACGGGGACGGAAAACAGAGGACAAGCAAGGACAAAGAAGAUCGGGAGGAGAAGCCGCGGCUGGCAUUGACAUGGUAUGCUACAGGCAGGAUGGCGAGUGAGAGAGGAAGUACGGAUUCAUGGACUCGGGUCCCGCUUGAGAGAGAGAGAGAGAGAGAGAGAGAGAGAGAGAGAGAGAGAGAGAGAGAGAGAGAGAGAGAGAGUUCAGCGCUGAGAAGUGAUGAGGGACAGGAAAUUCAGGGAGAAUUCAAGAUCGAAUGAUUCUUGACGUGUUUGCUAUUCUUGGUCGUGCAUUAGUUAUUCCUGGUUUGUCAAAUAAACCGAAGGGCGGGAGGGGACGGUAGGCGAGGCCCGCCUUGAAAGAUGUUAGCCCGCCGGGGAAGUAACUGACGAGAUCUCGAGGGUGUAGCACAGGAGCAGUAAGAAGCCACGGCACAGCAACUAGUUUUUCCCAUAACUGUUGAAGUGCGGAAAAGCCUUGUGUACUGGGAAGUAGUGAAAACGAUAUAGGCUUUUGAUGAGAAGCCUUGAGCAUCACGAGGUGAGUGUAAGCAGCGGUGGAGGGAAGGAGGGGAAAAUGGGGAAACGAGCUCAGUGUAUGGCAAUACAAAAAUGUGGUGACUGUGAAAGCAUGAGUAAUAGCGCCUGAUUAGCUAGAGAUUUGUUGUAUGUAUGGGUCUCUUGCGGGUCUCUUGCGGGUCCUCCUCAUGGCUAAAUUGCCGGGUGAAACCGUAUUGGGAAAAAAGGGGCAUCUUCGUCGAAAUGUACUUUCUGUAUAUCCUAAUUUUACUUAGUUAAUAAUGCUGGCGGUGAGACCUUGCUCCAUCCUCCUAGAUGUGCAAGUACUACUACUGCUGUAAUUAGUGGGUGAUUUCGGUUGCGUAGAUAUCUCAGCCGUUUCCGCUACUUGCUAGCCGGCAGACUGCUGCGGGAGUCGGAGGUCAGGAGUCGGCCGAGGAGCUGAACGAGGAGUUGAGCGAGGACCUACCUUCUUCGCCCCAAUACAACGUACGGUCAUUUUAGUUAUAUUUAGACUGAAAGAUACCCCUAAUACAGCUAUAAUGACCGUACGUUGUAUUUGGGGGAACACGGUAGGCCAGGAAUUGGACCUUUGAGGAGGUGGGCGGGCGGGAGUUGCGCGAGGAGGGGGAGAGGAGGGAGUGCCGAAGAGUUCGUGAACUCCGUUCUCCUCUCGCUUGAACUCCAGGAACAUGGAUUGGGUGGGGAGUGCCGUGAGAAGCUGUAAUUGAAAGUGAUUAGCAGCCAUAGAUGAAUCUGUAGAAGUUGUAGUUGAUGAUAUUCCGUAGGUGUGCGGCUGAUGUCACCCAUCGACAGGAAGAAGGGGUUUAUGGUCUCUCCUGUUGGUCAGGGGGGCAGCAGUACCUUUAGAUUGUUACGUGAAACGAAUUGAAUUUCUUUGCUGUUGAGAACAAGUGAUUUUAUUUAAUCUAUAGCCAGACCUAGCUUCCUUGGCUUGCCUUCUUUUAGCUAAGAAUGAAGCCAACACUUCGAAUGGAAUUUGGGAGUACAGGCCGUGCCUUGCUUCCUUUGGGGAAAGGGAAGCGAACAUUCGAGGUCGAGCAGGAUGGGAUGGGCAAAACGAAGUGGGAACUCGUGGAGCAAAGCCGGCGGGAGCUUGAAUGGUCGUGGUUUACAGACCGUUUGACGCCAUUUUACGUCGUCUGCUGUUUCAAAGUUGACAACAGCAACAAUUAUUUAUCUUGGAAGUCUUCCUUUCACUGAUCGGAUCGCCGAUGUUGGUCCGUCUGGCAGUCAGUUGGACAUAUUUGAACCUGUUUUAAGUUAUGACUCCUGAAACUUUCCGAUC